Molecule: messenger RNA, 1548 nt
Organism: Symbiodinium necroappetens
Lineage: Eukaryota; Dinophyceae; Suessiales; Symbiodiniaceae
Source: the annotation of a GenBank genome assembly
AUGAAUAAUCAGCAGCCAGACAGCGAGCUGGAGGAUGGACUCGAUGAUUUAUGGAACGCUGUGGAAGAGCUUGUUCGUGAUGAAGCCAGCGAACAAGAGCGCCGUCGGCAGGAUUACUUGCAGAAGCAGGCCAGUCGGGCUCAGCAACAGCGUGCGGCCAUGGACCUGUCCAUCCGAGCCAUGGCAGGAGAGCUUCUGGCGGAGCUUACGGUGAACGCAAACUGCACAUCUGGCCAGCUUGCGGGAGAGCUUGCAAAACUCGUUCCGCCUUUGCCGCGAACAGAGUACCGCCUUGCAGUAGAGACUGAGGCUCUGCAGCCGAGUGACCGCCUCUGCGAGCACGUGUACGAUGGAGCUGAGCUUACAGCCCUGGUGGUGGAAUCGCUGGAAGGUGAGUACUUCUGCCAGGCAAACCCGACUCGAGGUAUCACGCUGUGCCUGGAAGGGAACCGUCGUGCACGAUGUCAAGCAGAACGGAAGGUCGGCGGCCUAUGCUUUUACCACCGCGCAGAAGGUUCUUGGCAGGAGCGUUCCUGCGGCGACAUGACCUCUGUGUGGGUCACGCUGGAUCAGGCAAUCGGUGCUAUGGAAGACUUCGUAGUGAGGCAUGAACUGGAAAUGGAGAAGUUGCAUGAUGGAGACCUGCGGGUGGUGUGUCUGACCAGUUUCUGCCUAAACGCGCCCGGGGCGUUUGACAUGGCCUGGCAGAGAGGCUUCGAGCAUCACUUCGGCAAGGAGCGGACGAAGAACCUGAGCAAGGGAGUGCUCCUUAUUCGCUUCGAGAUGCCUUUUACAGUUCAAUGUUCGAGGUGUGGCCUGUACAUUCGCCAGGGCACACGAUACAACGCGGACAAGAAGAAGGUCGGAAUGUAUUUCUCGACCCCGCUUUACGAGUUUUCCAUGCAUUGUGGCAACAUCGUCAGCCCAGAACGGUCGGCCAACGGGCGAGCACACUGCAACCAACGGCUAGUCAUCCGUACCGAUCCCAAGAACGACGAUUACGAGUUGGCGGAGGGGCUUCGUCGAAAAAUCGAAGCUUGGGAUAGCAAGGACUCCGAGACCUUGGAGCUUGUGGAUCCAGAAACUCGGAGACAAAUGGAAGCUGACCCUAUGUUCCGAGUGGAGAAGACGACACGAGACAUGCAGAAGGAGCGAAACGACAAGGCGCGCUUGUCGGACCUUCAGGACCUCCAAGACGAGCGCGAGGAUUCCUACGGAUGGAACAGUGUUUUGCGGAAAGCACAUCGACUUCGACGGAAGGAGGAAGAAAGGCAAGAGGAGGUGGAGCGGCUUGCGGGCAAGCCGAACUUUGGAGUGCCACUGGCUCCUACCUCCGAUGAAGACUGCCUUCAGGCGAAAUCCGUGGAAUACAGGACGGAUCACGACAAGAUCGAGGUCUCAGCCAGGAGAAGUUCCCUCAUGGCCAAACCUGUCUUAGAGCAGGGUUUCCACAAGAAAGCAUUGCGUGUGGCAACGCUGGUGGGGAAGAGGAAGCGACUGCAGCAAAGCUCCCGAAUGGAGCGCUGCCGAAAGCUGCAGACGCCAUGA